UCUCUCUCUCUCUCUCUCUCUAGUGCUCCAACAGUUACCCAACUCCCACUUGCAACUUCUAACGUUCAGCCAUCCAAGAUGAAAUGCAUCAAAACACUAGCUGAAUCACCUGAUCUCAAAACCAUCCCUUCUAACUAUGCCUACUCUGUAAAACCCAAUGAAACCAGAGCUUCAGACCCAGAAGACUCAGUACCUAUUAUUGAUUUUUCCUUACUCACUAAUGUUUCUCCUGAACAGCGCUCCAAAACCAUCCAAGACCUUGGGAAAGCCUGUCAAGAGUGGGGCUUCUUCAUGGUGGUUAAUCAUGGUGUACCAGAGGCUCUGAUGAAGGCGAUGAUCAAUGCGAGUGAUGAGUUUUUCAAUCUGACGGAGGAGGAGAAGCAGGAGUUUGCAGGGAAGCAUGUUUUAGACCCAAUCAGGUGUGGUACCAGCUUCAAUACUUCCAAGGAAAAGGUUUUCUUCUGGAGAGAUUUUGUAAAGGUCAUUGUGCAUCCAGAAUUUCACUCUCCCAACAAACCUAUUGGAUUCAGUAAGCAUUUAUCAGAGUAUUGUGAAAGAACUCGAAAAGUUGCAAGGGAAUUACUCAGAGGAAUAUGGAAGAGUCUAGGACUGGAAGAGAGCUAUGUGGACAAAGCCUUGAAUAUGGACUCAGGCUUUCAAAGUUUUACUGCCAACCUCUAUCCACCUUGUCCACAGCCUGAACUUGCCAUGGGCUUGCCACCUCAUUCAGAUCAUGGCCUUUUGACAUUCCUUAUACAGAAUGGAGUGGGAGGCCUUCAAGUACAGCACAAUGGAAAGUGGGUCAAUGUGAACGCCAUUCCUAACUCUUAUCUAGUAAACACCGGUGAUCACCUUGAGAUAUUCAGCAAUGGGAAGUACAGGAGCGUUAUACAUCGAGCAGUUGUGAAUAACAGAGUCACAAGAAUAUCGCUACCCAUCGCCAUUGGGCCAUCGCUCGAAACAAGUGUUAGCCCAGCUUCCACCUUGGUAGAAAGUGAAAACAAUCCCCCUAGAUAUGUUCCAAUGAAAUACAGGCAAUAUUUGGAGCUGCAACAAGGUAACCUGCUUGAUGGGAAAUCCUGCUUAGAUCGGGUUCGGGUUCAAAGCAAGUAGCUGGUUAUAUCAACAUACAAUAAUUGGCCCACAAGUAUACCGUGUGUAUAUGAUGUUUGAUGUAUAUAUGUAUAGGUAAUUGUUUGCUAUUGGAUCGUAAUAUUGCAUGUCUGUGAGGAUGUGAUAUCAGAAUACAGAUCUCCAAAAUAGUAUCGGCCUAA
Molecule: messenger RNA, 1274 nt
Organism: Ilex paraguariensis (yerba mate)
Lineage: Eukaryota; Viridiplantae; Streptophyta; Magnoliopsida; Aquifoliales; Aquifoliaceae
Source: the annotation of a GenBank genome assembly